UCACACGUCCGUCGCUCAUAGAUGACGUAAUCAGCGCUGGACACACGCUUUCCUCCAUGUGUUGUUCCUCUGGCAGUGUUGUGAUCUGUAGUAACUGUUUGCAGGUUAAUUUUCAGUUAGUAUCAUCAUGUCUUCAAGCUGUCGUAGACCCGAGCAUAUGGCACCUCCAGAGGUGUUCUACAAUGAAGAAGAGGCUAAAAAAUACUCCCAAAACUCUCGGAUGAUAGAGAUCCAGACGCAGAUGUCAGAGCGAGCUGUGGAGCUGCUCAGUCUACCUGAGGAUCAGCCCUGUUACCUGCUGGAUGUGGGCUGUGGCUCUGGACUUAGUGGAGAUUAUUUAACUGAAGCUGGUCACUACUGGGUUGGUGUGGACAUCAGCACAGCCAUGCUGGACGUUGCCUUGCAGCGAGAGGUGGAGGGAGAUCUUCUGCUGGGAGACAUGGGUGAGGGUUUGCCCUUCAGACCGGGGAUGUUUGACGGCUGUGUAAGUAUUUCAGCGCUACAGUGGUUAUGUAACGCAGAUAAGAAAACACACAGCCCUCCGAAGAGACUGUACCGCUUCUUCAGCACACUGUACUCAUCGCUGGCGAGAGGAGCACGCGCUGUCUUCCAGAUAUACCCUGAAAACUCGGAGCAGCUGGAGCUGAUCACGGCUCAGGCCAUGAAAGCCGGUUUCACAGGCGGGAUGGUCGUCGACUAUCCCAACAGCAGCAAAGCUAAAAAAUUUUUCCUGUGUUUGUUUGCUGGUGUGUCAGGUGUCUUACCCAAGGGUUUAGAUUCAGAGUCGUCUGACAGAGGCGUAUCAAAUCAGGCUCAGUUCACAGCACAGAGGUCUCGUUUCAAAAAUAUGAAAGGAAAGUCCGCCAAGAAGAGUAAGGACUGGAUCUUGGAAAAGAAGGAAAGACGCCGCCGACAGGGGAAGGAAGUUAGGGCUGACACUAAGUACACGGGUCGUCACAGGAAACCUCGCUUUUGAUCCCUCAACUGCUUCACGUGAGCAUCUCAUCUUCACUGCACAGAAGACUGUGGGCUAUUCAGUCUACUGGAUCCAGUUACAACUCAUAUCUGUAUUGACCAGUCAGAAGCCAGAACCAGAACUAUGCGCUUUGAGGAAAUGUAUUACAGAACAAUAAAAAAAACCCAUGUGGAGUGGGAGUGGGAGCCUCUAUAAACAAUUAAAGGACUUCGUGUUUAAUAGGAUCAACAUUUGGAUGAUGUCUGAAUUAACAGAAGCCUUAAUAAACCAUAUUUUAUCUUCUCAA
This is a messenger RNA of Labeo rohita (rohu), 1262 nucleotides long. It is a transcript of the gene bud23, whose product is annotated as BUD23 rRNA methyltransferase and ribosome maturation factor. The record is from RefSeq and is a predicted model, not a curated record. Gene Ontology annotation, cellular component: nucleolus. Bases 128 to 976 code for a protein of 282 amino acids. NCBI's taxonomy places the organism in Eukaryota, Metazoa, Chordata, Actinopteri, Cypriniformes, Cyprinidae. Gene Ontology annotation, molecular function: rRNA (guanine) methyltransferase activity. The transcript has 12 exons. Gene Ontology annotation, biological process: rRNA (guanine-N7)-methylation.